Periophthalmus magnuspinnatus is the source of this 3002-nucleotide messenger RNA. It is a transcript of the gene iqce, whose product is annotated as IQ motif containing E. The transcript is spliced from 21 exons. Lineage: Eukaryota; Metazoa; Chordata; Actinopteri; Gobiiformes; Gobiidae. Gene Ontology annotation, molecular function: protein binding. The record is from RefSeq and is a predicted model, not a curated record. The coding region runs from base 323 to 2374 and encodes 683 amino acids.
AGACAACUCUACAGAAGCGACGUGAAAACAGUAACCUCUCCAUGGCAAAAGACAACGGCGUGCCUCAGAAAAUGUCUCCUCCAACCGCCCGUAAUCCUCAACAACUUUAUUUUUAAACCUAAGCAUCCAGAUCGCUCUCGGUGCAUCGACUAGCUAACAUCUGUUUAACUGCUGCACGAUCUGUGUCUGCCAAUGUUUACAGAGCUGUUAGCAAGAGAACGGUAACUAGCCACAAAUCUGGGCACUGGCGACUAAAAUUUGAAGCAAAAUGAGAGAAAGGACACGUUUUGGGGUUUAAUCCGGAAUUCUGAUCCUUGUGAAGAUGUCUCUGGAAGCGAGUGAUGUCCUGUCAGACUGCGAGGAGCUGGUUGAGGAGAGUUUCCGCUUUUCCGAUGAUUUUCUGGAAAAGAAAACCACUUGGAAGAGAAUGGCCAAGCCUCCUCAUUCUCCCAAGUCUCCUUACCUGACUAGCCUAAAUGUGAACCCGCGUAGGGCAGCAGUAGCAGCCUGGAGACUCCCACGGGCAUCUCUAGGGGGCAGCAGAGAGGGCACCCCUGGGGACAGGGACACGGGGCCUGCUCGGUCUGCCUUCCUCAGCAACGGCCAUGAUGCGUCCCCGAUUAUCAAAGCUAAAUGUAAUGUCUCACCAGAGCUGCUCAAGAAGAACUUCAGAAAACAGCAAAAGCUGCUCCACUCCACGUCCAAUGGCAAGUUCAUCACAUCUGACUUCAGAGACAAAGAGGACAUGUACGAAGAGAUCAUCCGCCUCAAGAAGAGUCUUCAAGCAUUCAAGACUGACAACAGGCAAAUGAGAGCCAAAGUGCACCGCCUAGAGGAGGACAACGCCAAGCGCGAGAAGCAGAUCGAGGAGCUGCUAGAUCCCACCAAAAGUGCAGAGUUUGCCCGCAGUUUGGUGGAUAAGAAGAGAGAAGGCAGUGUGGUGGUGAAUGGACUGAAGCAGCGCAUACUCAAACUGGAGCAGCAGUGCAGGGAGAAGGAGAGCGCUCACCGUAAACUUCAGAGCGAGUUGAGGACCACCAACCUGGAGGAGCUAAAGAUCACCGUGGAGACUUACUUUGAGGAGAUCCAAAGACUCAAGAUGCUCCUGGAUGCUGCAGAGAAAAGUUGCCGAGCAGAGAGUAAGUGCUCCCAGCGCCAGCAGAGGGUGCUCAACUCCACAGUUCUGCAUCUGACAGAGAGAGUGAGCCAGUUGCAGCAGGAGAACAGAGAGCUGAGGGAGGAACUGAGCACAGAGCACCCCGCAGGAGGGCCCACAGGUUACCGGGAGUGGAGUAAACAAAGGCUGCUGAGAAGGCUGCUAGAGCUGGAGAGGAGGCUGGAAGACAAGAAGAGGCCCGCCCACCGGGAGAAGAGCAGUGUGCUAUUGGACCAGGAGGUUCAGACGGCAGCCAGUGAGAUGCUAGAUAGGACACGGCCGUUUACCAUGGCAACAGAGGCAGGGAUUGCCGUGGCAACCAUGACCGAGGGCGGUGACGGGGAGUCCGCACUGAAAGGAUGCCUCAGCCAAUGGGAGCAAGAGAGGGCGGAGCUACAGGAGAGACUGAGGAGGAGAGAAGAGGAGCUAGAGCAGGUGAAGAGGGAAGGAGAAAAGCAAGAGAAAGAGAUGGAGGAGUGGAAGAGUGGACAGACCAGUGAACGGGACAAAGAACGCCAGCAGCAUAAACAGGAGAUGGAGGUUCUGUGGACCAAGCUCCAAAGUAUGGAGGAGGAGAGGGAGCGGCAAGCUCUCACCUCUUCCCUCAGCCUCUCACAAGGAGCAGGGGAUGAGCCCACUCACAGAGGGGAGCUCCAAAGAGAUAGAGGGGAGCCCCUGGGAGACCAGCCUUCAGGGACAGAGGUACGGAGGAAGGAUCGAGCAGCGCGCGUCAUCCAGAGGGCCUGGAGGUCACACAGGAAUAUGGAUGUGGUGUUGUUGCAGUCCACACUAAGAGGCCAUCUUUACAGACAAUCUCAACUCAAGUCAGCACAGACCAUAGACAACAAUGACCCUCUGACAAAUGGACUACUGGACCUGAGGAGCCUGAUCCUGCUCCAGUCUGUGCUCAGAGGACACCUGUCACGCUCCGGCUGCUCUCCUCACAGCUCAGGGUCAGCAGAGUGGUCAGGAUUACAUCACAGUCUGACCACAGCAGGACUCCACAGCUCAUCACAUACACCUGAUAGAUCAGGUACUGUGGACAUAAAACCUGAUGAAGACACUGGUGAAUUUCCUGCUAAAAUGGACCACGCUCAUACAGUUCCUUCAUCACAAACAAAAUCUGGUGAAGCUUCUGCAGGGGAUUCUGAUGAUUCUGAUGACAUCAUUGUUUCUCCAUCUCAUCCAAUCAGAAGAAGAGAAGUCCUGAUCACUUAGGACCAAUCAAAUAUGUCCCUCUACUGCAGUGUCCAAUCAUGAGACAGGCCUAAACCAGGCACAAACAUGUGAAUUUAUAAAGAUAUGGUGCACUGUGUAACUUUUUUAUGGUAAAGAUGAGUGUACUACCGGCUUGUAUCCAUGGUGAUGAAUUUGCUUUGCCUGGAAUGCUAUACAGGAUAGCAUUGAACUUAACUAUCUGUCCACAGAUCUGACCUGUAACUUUGCCUGGUGUUGCCCUGUUUGUCUCCAUGGAGAUAGACAAGUGGCAACAGCAGGUGGCAGAUGUUCCCUCACAAAAGUUGCGCAGUGGACCUUUAAGCUCUUAGUUCAAAAAGCCAGUUUUUUAUGAGAAUGUUUUUUGCCAAAGUGCCUAAUGCAAUGAUGGACAGUUGAUUCUCUUAGAUGUUGUCCAUUUGGAGUCCUCUCUGUGUAAGUUGAUUUAUACUGCGGGCAUUGCCUAAGGGAUAACACUGAUUUGCCAUGUGUGCUUGUAAAAGAAUAGAUUUCGUACUAAUGCACUGCUGAGCCAAACUGAAUACAUGAUUAUGCUGCUGUAGGACUGCUUAAAGCCAAUACAAACACAUUUGAAGUCUGCUAUGUCUCCUGAUGUGAGUCUGGGAUAAAG